GUUCGAAUUCUCAUGCAACUUUGCAAGUGAAUUUGGUCGCGACUUGUGAAGACCAGGCUCCUUUUUUGAGGAAGAAGCGCGAUCAUGGUUGCGAGAUUACUGGACGUUUGCGACAGGCAAUUGAAGGCUGAUGGGACGUCUUGCCUACAGAGUCGAAGGCGCAGUGGAUUGAAUCGUGGAGAAGCGAGUACACGCGCUCCGGCUUGCAGGAAGCAACUUCUAGGUCUGUGAGAACGAGGACUGCCAGGGCAAGCCUGAAAGCUUGAGACUUGCGUGGAUGGUGAGGAAGGUGCUCCAGCAUGUAGUGGUGGGGGGCGGAGGUAGAAGACUGUACCAGCAGUCAGCAUGUCUGAGCGCGGGCUGAGUACCAGUUUACCGCAUCCAGUCAAGAAGGAAAUUAAGGAAGAGGAGUCCUCGGCAAGGCUGCCUAGCCGGGGCUCAGUAAAAAGCCAAGGAUGUCAAGCCACAGAGGCUAUAUUAGCUGCAGACGCAUUCCUGAGUCAGGUAACACCCCAUUUGGCACACGGUACUUUGAUCAGCUCCAGUGUAGGAGCUCAGAAGAGGAGUCAUUCUGUAGACAGUAUUAGGCCUGUAAGAAAAGAUCCCUCCACUGAUGAUGGCUGGUUCGCUCGCUCGUUUUCAGAGCCAGGCAGCUCAGCAACUGCAGGUUUCCACGGCGCUGGAGACGCCUUGUCAGCAAAGCAGUCAGACCCCGAGGGUCAUCUCAGGCUACACAGACAGGCCACUUCAGACAAAGCAGUCCUUUUCUGUGAUGAGUCCAGCCCUAUGGAGGACUGUGCUCCUGCAGUUGAUACUCAGCAUGUUUCUCAGGAGGGGGCUGAUGGAGGGGAAGCCUUGCCUGAUUCAGCCUGGGGAGGGCAGCAUUGGAAUGCUGGUCAAGCUAAGGGAAGGGGGGGGCGGGAGGGGACUAGAAAAGGGCUUAACCUGAGCCGGGGUUCUCGCUCUUGGUCAAAAAAAGAGGACAGCAUUCUGCUGCUGCACGUUGCAGCGCAUGGAGAGGCGCACUGGAGAAAAGCAAGCGAAGUGUACGGGCUCAACCGCUCUGACAAGAGCUGCCGUCUCCGCUUCAAGAAUCACCUUGCACCCAGCCUCAAGAAGACUCCACUUUCGGACGUAGAGUGGGCACAAAUCAUCGAGCUGCACAAGCUUUACGGAAACAAAUGGACCACCAUCGCCAGCAAGCUCCCUGGCAGAACCGACAAUGAGGUCAAGAAUGCGUGGUACACGCAGCUGAAGCGGGCCGAGCGGAAGCGAAAAGAGCUCGACCUAGCGAAGCAGCCACGUUUUGCCAUGGCCUCCAGCAUCGAGUCCAACGAGCUGUCCACCAAUCAGAAGCAGCGCCCGAUCUCUGCAACCAGCGGCAUCGACACAGAAGGGGACAGUGCGCGGGCACAAUCUGCACCCCAGGGACGAGGCGCUAAUCAAAGAAAUACGGCGUGGGACCUCACCCAGGAAGGGACUUUCAAGUUCCCUGCGGGAACGGGGAGUUCGAGCCUUGCUGGAGGAUUCCCUCGCUACCCUUUGGGAUACCCGCCUGUCUCUAUCGCGCCACAAAGCGUACAGUCCCGAGCUAGCGAGAGCCACGGGUCAUGGUUGGCGCAACCAGGUCCUGAGCAGCCAUUCUCAGUGGACGAUUUCCUCCUGUCCUCCCCACUGCCGCUCGCGCCAACUGCCCCGAGGAUCGUUCCGGCGGAACGCUCCUCCGCUCCUUUUGGCGGCCCGUCCCCGCUUCAGAGCGCAGCCAAUCCGCGGCCGCGGACCAGUUUAAGGUUUCCCUCUCCAAGGAGCGUCCGUUCCCUGACCAGUCAACCGUCCGCAAUCAGCGUACCGUCCGCGAGCACUGCCCGGUUCCCAGCUCCCUCCACCGCCAGCGGGCCGUACGGUUCAGGCGGGGCGGCCGCGAGCGCGCCCCUUUGGACGCUACAACAGCUCAUGGCGAGCUGCGAGCCCGAGCCAGAGAAGCUCUCGUCAACGACCGCCGGGCCCCCGGCGAUGUUCCGCUUUCCGCCCUCAGGGAGUCGGAAUGUCUCAGGCGGACCGGGAUUUUCACAUGUCCCGGGGGGGACCUUUCCAAGGCCGACGGAGGCCCCUGCGGGGGGAAUGAGGAGUCCCCGGGCCGUGAAUGUCCUCGGGGGCGCGCCCUGGCGCUUCCAGGGCGACUUCGACGGCGAAAGCAGCCCGUGGCAACCGGUGCAGCUGAGGGCCGGGAUCUGGACGGUAACCGGGGACAGCUGGGGCCCCGCCGUCCAACCGGCGCCACCCCCGUUCCGGCCGGUUGCAACGGACAUCCGCCCGCGGACACAGAGACAGCGGAUUACGUCCCUCAGCGGCAUGUCCAGAACCAACAACCUGCGCGUCAGAGUCGACAACCCGAGCGGUGAAUACCCCCGGCAGGAGAAUUUUGUCCAAAGCCUUGACCCGUGGGAAGGUCCUCAGCAGACGGAACUUCCGCAGAACCCGCCCUGGGAUCCGGCGACCGAUUUGAGCCUCGGCCCGGCCCGAGGACUGUCGCCGGUGCAAGCUCCGGAGCACCCGGAUCAGGGGCUCGUGGCGCUUAGCCCGGUAUCCACUACCCUACUGCUUCCGGUCUCCAGCUUCGUCCUCCCCCCGGUAGAUCCGAUUCCACCAGGCGCCGAGGGUGGGCUCCAGCACCCGGGGAUCUCGCUCUCCCCCCCGCCCGACUUCUUCUGGAGAAUCACCGACCACGUCAAGGACACCUUUGCAGCGAGCUUGGCUCCCCCGGCUGCUCUAGACUACACGCGGUCGCCGAGCGUCCCUAACGAUCUCGACUGGCUCGAGGCGGGUAGUGCGGUUUCCCGGGCCCCGUCCCUGGGAGCAUAUCCCGACACUUCGGACGUACGUGGCCUCCUGUCGGACGCCGGUGCGGACGCGGCCGCGGACGCAGGCGCAGAAGGGGACUCCCCUGACGAGGGAGACUUCCCCCCGUUGACCGGGAAGGAUUACGAGGGCUUUUGAACAGGGUACGGUGGCCCGGUUACACUAGAAAAGGGGGCCGGAGAGAAGCUGAAAAGAGAUGAAUGAGCGAAGCGCGUAGGGAUAGGCUUGUAAAAGGAGCAGAUUUGCGUUUGGAUGGUUGAGGCACCGGGGCUGGGAGACGCGUCAAAAGGGGUUGCCGCAGAAAAUUUUGCAUAAGGCCUUUUUUUUGUUUUGGUAGCAGCGUCAGCUGGCGGCUCGUACGGCUUCGCCGCCGUGCGCUUCGGCAGUGUUUGUGGCCUGACCGCAUCUUCCGUUGUAGGGGGCCUUUCAAAAGGUUGGAACGGUCUUCACAUGCGGGGUAUAGGAGUGUACAAUUGUACAAGACCUGCUUAAGGCAGCGAGCCGACGCGGGUCUGCGACCGAGAAGAUACGGGCCAACCAGUCUUCUCUGGUAAGCAAGCGAUCAAGGCCUCGGGUAUCAGUCACGUUGCUUCUUAGCAAUCAAUGCCUCCGCACACGAACGGAAGGUGGGUGGCCCGCCCCCCUGCUGAACGGUAGCUUGGUAGAUCACUGUAGUAUGUUAUGUUUGACUGGACCCGCUGUGAUCAAGACUUAUCGUGCUUUAGCUUGUGUAAGUUGCACAUAACGCCAGCCGUACCAUAGUAAAAUAGCGCUUCGCGACCUUGCGCCCGUGUAGGUAUAAUUCGAGCAUAGGUGGGGUAAUUGAUCGCAAGCGUUAAAUGAAUACUUGUGAGGCAGAUCAAUCAGGCACUCGAGUGGCAGGUAGGUAGGAAACGACCAGUUCCAGCAGAUUGGGAACUUGCGUACCGAUCUGGUCGUUGGAUCACUGUAUUGUAUUGUAUUUCUAUAUGCGUAAUAUGUAUGCGUGGGAGCUCCACGUUCUUGACUUAACCUGUUAGGAACUGCUGCAUACUCGCUAUUCGAUCGGACAAACGGGC
Molecule: messenger RNA, 3917 nt
Organism: Klebsormidium nitens
Lineage: Eukaryota; Viridiplantae; Streptophyta; Klebsormidiophyceae; Klebsormidiales; Klebsormidiaceae
Source: the annotation of a GenBank genome assembly